AUGGCGCUGGAGGAAUGGACAUUCACGCCCCCAUUCCGCGCAUUGGUGCAUCGCUGGGAGGUCCUCAAGGAGUACCACGAGAAUGCCAAAGUUCCCGCACUUAAGAACGCAGCUUCGGUGCUGCUAGCCUUCCUGACACCGAUCGUUGCCCCGUCCGUUCUGGCGCAUGCGCAGACGCACAAGGCUGGCAAUUUCUACGGGGUUGACACCAUCUGUCGCAUCGCCAAGUACCAGAAGCGCGAGGGAAACGGGACCACCAUUCCACCAUCGUGGGUCAUCGACGUGGAGUACAUAGACUGGAACGGAGAGAACUGUGGCUUUGCCACCACGACGAUCAAGAUCUGGAAGUUCGACGGAUACCGCCGAGUCACCUCACUUCCCGUUUUCCCCAUCUCGUUCCUCGCCAAUGAAGCUGGCUUCAAGAAGACUGCGAUCGAGCGAGGCCAGAAGUUCGAGCGGCUUCGCGGCUACCACUUCAUGGCCGCCAAUGGAACCAAGAUUCUUCUGGAGACUGAGAAGCGAGAGCAGCGGCCCGUCGCCGGCAAGCCCAAGCUGCGAUACCUCCUUGCCGAGAAGGAUGAAGACGGAGAUGGGGAUAAGAAAGUGGACAGGAAUCAGGACGAGGACGAGACUGUCACUGAUGACACGGCGAUGCCUGAUACCGGUUACGAGGCCAGUUUCAAACCAGUCGUUGUCGACGCCGGGACUGCCGCCAAGGGACCCGCCGAGCGAACGCAAGACCUUCGCCCCCUGACCGAGGACCAGCUUCUCAUGACCAGCCCCUGGCUCAAGGGCUUCGACUUGAAGAGCAAGGAUUGCUCGUCCUGCCCGGCGACGAAAAGACUCUCGCGUGGGAGUUCGUCGAAGCCAAGCCUCUCCAAGGAGGAUGGCUUCGACGACUUCAUCCAGGACAAGGGCCGCGGCCUGAUUAUCCUCAUGUUCGGCCCGCCCGGCGUGGGCAAGACCUUCACCGCUGAAGCCGUGGCCGAGAAGUCCCGCGUCCCGCUCUACGCCAUGAGCGCCGGCGACCUCGGCACGCGGCCGUCCGACGUGGAGAAGGCGCUCGAGCGCGCCUUCGAGCUCUGCCGCAUGUGGAACGCGAUGCUCCUCCUCGACGAGGCCGACGUCUUCCUCGGCGCCAGGACCUCGGAGAGCAUCGCCCGCAACGAGCUCGUCUCCAUCUUCCUGCGCAUGCUCGAGUACUACCAGGGCAUCCUGUUCCUGACCACCAACCGCGUCGCGAGCAUUGACCACGCCUUCCAGUCGCGGGUCGACCUGUUCCUGCCUUACCACGAUCUCAGCAGCGAGGCACGGCGACAGGUCUGGGUCAACUUUAUCAAGCGAGCUGGAGAGGAAAACUUCGAGUUGAACGAUGAGGCGCUGGACGAGCUGUCGCAUUUGCCUCUUAAUGGGCGUGAGAUCAAGAACUUGAUCAAGUCGGCGCAGCUCCUGUCGCUCAAGAGCGGCUCCAAGGUGCCGAUGGAUCGCUUGUACAUGUUGGCCGAUAAGCGGGUGCAGGCUCUGAAGAUGCUGGAUGGAGAGCUGAUUGAUGUCUAA
Molecule: messenger RNA, 1557 nt
Organism: Anthostomella pinea
Lineage: Eukaryota; Fungi; Ascomycota; Sordariomycetes; Xylariales; Xylariaceae
Source: the annotation of a GenBank genome assembly